AUGCGCGCAGUGGUCUUCAAAGGCGUUGGGCAGGUGGCUGUUGAGGAUCGUCCUAAGCCCGAGAUCCUUCAUCCGACCGAUGUCAUACUCAAGGUCAAAGUCUCUGCCUUGUGCGGCAGCGACCUGCACUGGUAUCGAGGCCAUCAGACAAUUCCGACUGGGUUUAUUCCUGGCCAUGAAUUCAUUGGCGUCGUUGAGCAGAAGGGCAGCCAAGUCCGCACUGUUGAUACCGGCGAUGUUGUAGUGGCUACCUUCUCUACGCAAUGCGGAAAGUGCUUUUACUGUCUCAAGAAACAGACUAGCCGCUGUUCUAACAGCUUCUUGUUUGGUAAUAGUGCUGGCACUACCAGUAUAGACGGCGGACAGGCCGAGUUUGUCAGGGUUCCCCAGGCCGACUCAACCUUGAUCAAGGCUCCUCCCCAGAUUCCAGAGCAUCUUCUGGUUCUCAUGGGCGAUAUCUUCCCAACAGGUUACUUUUGCGCUACCCGCUUUCUCAAGCAACUGAGCAAGGAGGAAGCCAAAAGCAGUGUCGUAGCUGUGGUGGGUUGCGGUCCUGUUGGUAUUUGCGCCAUCGCCACCGCUUUGACCAUGUCUGAUACGGUUUACGCUCUUGAUCUCGUCCCAGAACGCCUCGCCGAGGCAGAGAAACUCGGCGCCAAGCCCCUUCUCAUAACUGACGACCCUGUGGCUGUGGUCAAGAAGGCUACUGAGGGUAGGGGUGUAGAUAUCGCCCUGGAGGUUGUCGGUACGACCGACUCCCUCCAGCUGUGCCUGGACAUGGUCCGGCCGUUCGGUCAAAUUAGCAGUGUUGGUCUGCAAACGCAGACACUGUCUCUGGAUGGUCCCACCUUGUACGGAAAGAAUGUCACAAUAUCUUGGGGUAGAUGUCCAGUUCGGGGAAUCUUUGAGGAUGCUCUAUCCUGCUUGGCUGAGGUACAGGACAAGGUUUCAUUUCUUUGCGCUUAUACUGUUAGCCUCGAGGACGCUGCGCAGGCCUAUGAGACAUUCAGCCAGAGAAAAGUCCACAAGGUGUUGUUGAAACCUUAA
Fusarium odoratissimum NRRL 54006 is the source of this 1047-nucleotide messenger RNA. RefSeq lists its product as uncharacterized. The coding region runs from base 1 to 1047 and encodes 348 amino acids. The record is from RefSeq and is a predicted model, not a curated record. The transcript has 3 exons. NCBI's taxonomy places the organism in Eukaryota, Fungi, Ascomycota, Sordariomycetes, Hypocreales, Nectriaceae. Gene Ontology annotation, molecular function: oxidoreductase activity; zinc ion binding.